AAAUGUUAGACUUUGCAAAGAUAUUGUAAAAUCUCGCUCGCAAAUAUUACUAAUGGUAUACCAUAAAGACAAAGUUAAUAUCUCCGUAAUUUGUUUUGGUACAAAGGCUAAAAUUUAUUGUCUAUCUCUUUAUCAAUAACCAUAACUUUUGAUUGGUGACACCCAUUAACCAACUGGUACCUUAAAACCUUACAGCUUAACAAUCGUCGUUUGUUGCUGCUAGAAACUGUACGUUUUUAUCGAAUUUUGCUAAAUUGCCAAAAUAUUACCUCGAUAUACUGUCCCAAUAAAAAUUUCUUCUUUUCGGCACUGACCGCAGCAUUGAAAAUGCACACGACCAAUUAUCUUUAUCGGCUGGCAAUAUAAAUGCGUGAGUGAUUCCUCGGUUGAGUUUUCAAUAUAAAUAGAGAAAGUGAUUUCCUCAGUUCAGUAAGUUCUGAUCGAUUGUUUUGUAACAAGACAACAGAAAAUGUUUGGUAACAAGUGCGGUUCCAUUUUGGCUGGCUUCGUAGUCUGUUGUGCUAUUUCGAUAGCUUUAUCGGCUACGGUACCACCACUUCCAACAUCAUCACCAUGGUACGGAAAUGAAGAGAUUCGGACCCUCCGUGAAUACUUGAGAAUUCCGUCGGUUCAUCCAAACAUUAAUUACGCCGAAUGUGUUGAUUUUUUGAAAAGGCAAGCAUCCGCAUUAGGUCUUCCUGCUGCGGUUCACUAUCCUGUCAAUGCUAACAACCCGGUGGUGGUCAUCACUUGGGCUGGUUCACAGCCGAGUCUUCCAUCGAUUAUGUUGAAUUCCCAUACGGAUGUGGUACCAGUUUUUCCCGAAUAUUGGACCCAUGCACCAUUCUCUGCUGAUGUUGAUAGUGCUGGCAGAAUUUACGCUCGUGGUGCACAAGACACAAAAGCUCUUGGAAUGAUACAUUUGGCAGCGAUUCGAGCGCUCAAGAACAGCGGAUUCCAACCGAAACGAACCAUUCAUGUCACGUUUACCCCAGACGAAGAGCUCGGCGGUUUUUAUGGAAUGGCAGGCUUUGCAACGAGUAGUGCCUUCAAGGCCAUGAACGUUGGUUAUGCAUUGGAUGAGGGAGGCGUUGCAGAAUCCAAUACAAUUGGUGUCUAUUACGACGAGCGGUGUCCAUGGCAAAUCGAAUUCGUUUGUAAUGGAACAACAGGUCAUGCGUCUUUGUUACUUGAAAACACGGCUGGUGAGAAGAUCUCGUAUUUGAUGAACAAAUUUAUGGCAAUGCGACAGGCUGAAGUGAACAAACAGAAAUCGGGGGUUAAUCCUGGCAAAGUUACGUCCAUUAAUUUGACCAUGUUGAAGGGCGGUGUUCAGGCAAAUGUUAUACCAGCCGAUCUCAGUGCUGUUUUCGACGUACGUCUAAGUGUCGAUGUCGAUCACGCUGCUUUCGAGAGAGAUAUUAACCGUUGGUGCAGUGAAGCCGGCGGCGGUAUUAAGAUAAACUAUUUAAUAAAAACUCCGAAGGCAAUCGCAAGUCGUACAGAUUCGACCAACCCACUAUGGUCUGUGAUUGAGACUACAGCAAAACAAUACAACAUUGCAGUAGCACCAGGUAUAUUGGUUGGAGCGACCGAUAUGAGAUUUUUACGUAAAGAAGGUAUCUCCGGAUUCGGUUUUUCACCAAUAAUCAACACUCCGCUCUUGGUUCACGGUCACAAUGAAUUCGUCUAUGCCAACGAAUAUUUGAAUGCCAUUAACUUCUUUACGGCGAUCGUUUCGAAUUUGGGCAAAAUUUAAUCAAGCUGCGAACUUUUGAGCCAACAUAAAUUUUACGAUCGAUUGAUUGAUGCAAUUGAAUUUUGUUCUUUAUUUUUGUUAAUCAAAUGGACCUUUAAAAGCUAAUAAACACAUUUUAACCAGA
Messenger RNA from Bradysia coprophila, 1883 nucleotides. Its product is annotated as aminoacylase-1A-like. Gene Ontology annotation, molecular function: aminoacylase activity. Gene Ontology annotation, cellular component: cytoplasm. NCBI's taxonomy places the organism in Eukaryota, Metazoa, Arthropoda, Insecta, Diptera, Sciaridae. Gene Ontology annotation, biological process: amino acid metabolic process. The record is from RefSeq and is a predicted model, not a curated record.